Messenger RNA from Mugil cephalus (flathead mullet), 2612 nucleotides. It is a transcript of the gene ogg1, whose product is annotated as 8-oxoguanine DNA glycosylase. The record is from RefSeq and is a predicted model, not a curated record. The transcript is spliced from 8 exons. Gene Ontology annotation, molecular function: 8-oxo-7,8-dihydroguanine DNA N-glycosylase activity; damaged DNA binding. Gene Ontology annotation, cellular component: nucleus. NCBI's taxonomy places the organism in Eukaryota, Metazoa, Chordata, Actinopteri, Mugiliformes, Mugilidae. Gene Ontology annotation, biological process: nucleotide-excision repair; base-excision repair, AP site formation; base-excision repair. Bases 470 to 1699 code for a protein of 409 amino acids.
GAACCAAUCAGCAGUUGUGUUGACAUCACGUAGGGUUAUGGCUACUACCGGUAAUGUUGCAUCAGAUUGACGUUUCAGUCAUUUUUGACAAUUGACAUUAAAUUAUAACAUUUAUCACUCCUUAUGUAUACUAGAGUACACCUCUAUUUACUAUUAUGCCGACUUUGCACUUUCUGAGAACUUCACUCCUGAAAUAUGCGCAUUUUCGUAACGUCGUGUAAGAUUUUUGUUGUCCAUCAAAAUUAAUGCGAACUAGCAACUCCGCGAAAUGUAUUAGGCUAGCUGCUGUAAAGUUGAACUGAGCCAUGUAGUUCAGUAGUAAUAAUCACUUUAUAAUAUUUGUUGUAUUCUGUCACAUGCGCCGCAUUACUGUAAGAGAAGUGUUAUACUGGGACCUGUCGUCGGUUAGUAUACGGCUGUGUUAAACUCUACAGUUAACAACAAGGAAAUUAUUAGCAUCAAAACAAAUAUGGCUAAGCAUGCGGUGUUGUCUGCUGGGACAAAAUUGUGGAGAUCCAUGGCUUGUGCUAAGUCAGAGCUGCGUCUGGAUCUCACUCUUGCCUGUGGUCAGUCCUUCCGCUGGAGAGAAACUGCAGAGGGACACUGGACUGGAGUGAUGGGAGGGCGAGUUUGGACUCUGACGCAAACAGAUGACACUCUUUGGUACCACGUUUACAAAAAUCAGAGAGAAGAAGAUGAUAGGAAAAGGAGAACUGGCAUUUCUCUACAGGAAGAAGACAGGACAACAAAGAGGUUAAAAGGGGUUGUAAAAAAGGAGGAAGCGGAGCCACUGGCUGUUUCUUCAGUACAGAACCACAAUGUGGAAGAAGAGCUCCUGAGAGGUUACUUUCAGCUGGACGUGAGGCUGGGCGAUCUGUACAGGGAAUGGGGAGCAGCAGACAGCCACUUCAAGUACAUCGCAGACAUUUUCACUGGUGUGCGAAUGCUGCGCCAGGACCCCACUGAAUGCCUGUUUUCCUUCAUCUGCACCUCCAACAACCACAUCUCUCGUAUUCAGGGCAUGGUGGAGAGACUGUGUCAGGCUCUGGGUGCCCCACUGUGCCAGCUGGAUCAAACCUCUUACCACGACUUCCCUUCCCUGUCUGCACUCGCAGACAGCAGCGUAGAGGCGUGUCUCAGGGACCUCGGUUUUGGAUACAGGGCUCGGUUUCUGCAGCAAAGUGCAAAGCAGAUUCUGGACAACCAUGGGCUGCAGUGGCUAGAAGGCUUGCGCAGAGUUCCCUAUCUGGAGGCCCGUCAUGCACUGCGUACGCUCCCUGGUGUCGGAAACAAGGUGGCCGACUGCGUUUGUCUGAUGUCCCUGGAUAAGUUGGAGGCCGUACCCGUCGACACACACGUGUGGCAGAUUGCUAAGCGUGACUACAAUUAUGCUGGUAGCAGUGGACAAAAGAGCAUCACGGACAGACUUCACACAGAUAUUGGGGACUUUUUUAGAAAGCUGUGGGGACCUUAUGCUGGUUGGGCUCAGUCGGUGCUGUUCUGUGCCGACCUCAAGAAGUUCCAAAGCCUCAAAGAAAAGCCGCAGAUGAAGCAGCCGAAGAAAGAAGAGGAAGAGGAAGGAGAAACAAUCUCAGUGUGUAAGAAAAGCAAAAUAAAACGAGAAUCAAAUGGAACUGUGAAGAAACCAGCAAGCCACAAGAAAGGGAAGAUGUCUGUCAAGAAAGAGAUGGUGGAGUGAGCUGGAGAGAAACUGCAGAGGGACACUGGACUGGAGUGAUGGGAGGGCGAGUUUGGACUCUGACGCAAACAGAUGACACUCUUUGGUACCACGUUUACAAAAAUCUGAGAGAAGAAAAUGAUAGGAAAAGGAGAACUGGCAUUCAGUGACAGGCUGCUGUCUCUGUCCUGCUUCACGGACAAGUUGAGGAGGUUGUUUGUCACUCAGGCCUCUUUUGGAUGUUUUUAUUCCGGGUCAUAUGCGGGUCCGAUUAAGCAUAUACAUGCCGGAGAAAAUCGUUUUCCUGAUGCAUUAUCAGCUGUAUUAUAUUAUGAGUGUCUUAAUCGGAUAAGGAGAAAUGUGAUUUCUCCGAUAGUCGCAGUAACGUGUUUACAUGAACUUAAGUUGUCCAGUUGAAGUCCUUUUAAGGCAAUACUUUGUUUUUUUCACGUGCGUGUAAAUGCACUGACUGGCCUCAAACAGCCCAACAAUCCCCCCUCCUCCGAAACUCUGAACUUUUCAGAAUCUCACUCAUUACGCCCGGAGAGAUCUUGUGGUUUCUGUCCUAUGAUUGAAGAUGUAAACAGGACUGACAGAGACGAAUGAGCUUCUCUGUCUUACUGUGGUGUCGCGUAGAGGGUCACCACAGUAACUGUGAAGACAUCACAGUUUUGAUGUCUUCACUAUUAAUAAAAUAAAGGAAAACCAUGGAAUGAGAGGAUACGUCCAAACCUUUGACUGGUACUGUACAUGAUUCAUUCUAAGAUGAUGAAAAAAAAAAUACUUAUUUUACAAAGAUUCUCAGGGUUUUUUACGUUUAUGUUUUAUUCACUGUAAUGUUUUCUUUGUCCAUGAGUUUAAUUAAUACUAACCUUUGCAAAAAAUACCAAAUACAUCUAUUACAGAUUUUAAUAAAACUAUUUCUGUGUAUGCA